This is a messenger RNA of Fomitopsis serialis, 1446 nucleotides long. RefSeq lists its product as uncharacterized. The transcript is spliced from 3 exons. Bases 1 to 1446 code for a protein of 481 amino acids. The record is from RefSeq and is a predicted model, not a curated record. Lineage: Eukaryota; Fungi; Basidiomycota; Agaricomycetes; Polyporales; Fomitopsidaceae.
AUGAUGCCCGAUCGUCGCGAAGAAGAAUUGCGAAGGCGAGAGGAGGAAGAAAAGCGGGCACGCGAGGAGGAGGCUGCGGCAACUGUCGCGUCCCUUCGCUUCAAUCCAACCGGCCUGCAAGGCCUCAGCGAUGCCCUAAAUCGAUCCCUCAGUCCCACUUCGAUACACGCAUCACGACUUGCCGCCGCCGACAUAGCCUUCUUCGUCGCCAAUGCUCACCACGAACGCUCUGCACUGCCUGCCGGCGACUUCCACCCUAUGUUCCACGAAGCUCGCGAACUCACGGGCACUGGUCUCGUUGGCCGGCAGGUUCGAGCGAAAUUUCGAGACAACAUCAUGAACUUAGCAUUCGACGCACUGACGGCGUUGGACCGCGUUGACGGCGGGUGCACGGUGGCUGUACGUGUGUCGGGCUCUCAGUCUCCAGGGACUCGUACGCCGGGAACCGUUCCACUCCCUCAAGAUCUUCCUUUCCACGUCUAUGCGUUUCCGCCUAUCUUAGCUGAGAUUCCGACGGCAAAAGCGGGGCUGGCGAGGAUGGUGCAGAUGUUCGCAGAGGAGAUUGGUGUCUACGCCGUGCAGCGCUUCGAGAACAUGGCCAAGGAAAGGCUCAAGUGGAACUUCAACAAGAUGAAUGAUGAGCCCGCUGCAUCUCGACCCCCGACUCAACAUUUUCACCGUGCCCGGGCACCCUUGAUCCCCAACUCUCAGGGUACCACCCACUUCGUGUUCCACGGCCGACCGCGAGGAGAGUUGGACGCGAUGCUUGCCGACGUGCGUGAAGCACCUUCUUCUCAACAGCGGCAAGCCGAGUUGGAGGAGGAGAUCGAGGUUUUGCGUCGACAGGCCGAGGACUACGAGGUGAUGAUUGAUGGUCUGGAUGUCGACCUUGCCAACGAAAAGGACAAGGUCACUGCGCUGACGGCUCAGCUCGCUGAACGGGUUCGCGAGCAGGACACCUUGGUCAAGGCCCAGAGCGAGGCACUUGGCCGGGUCCAGGCGGAGAAGGCCACGGUACUUGAGGCACACGAGAAGGUGCUCAAAGUCGUCAUGAAGCAGAAGGAGACGAUCCGCCAGUUGAAGUUACAGUUGACGACGAACGCAGCCGUUCAGACAUCGCCCGGCCUCUCGCAGUCUGAACCACCUCCGCCGCCGCCCACGCCUGCUCGGCCGAGCACACCGUCUGGUGUUCGCUCCGUCUUGUAUGGUGCGGCGUCGGCUCAUACGUUGCGGUCCAAGUAUGCUCGCGGAUUCGGCAUCAAGGUUCAGCAGGUCGUCGAGAAGCAUCAGCUCGACUACCUCACUCACAACGUCUGCGAGGCUGUCGCAAGCUCGUAUGCUGCGAUCAUCUGGAUACCCGAGCUUCAAGGGCGCCUCGCGGUGUCCGAGGCCAUUGCCAUGGAUCUCAAGGAGGCUAUGGAGGCGGAUCUGUGCAUUUACGAUUAA